CUUCCAAUCUUCGCGAAGAACCCAACCCAGCUUCGAAAUUCACCUCUAGAAUCUUUUUUUAUUGCUAUCAUCUUCAAAGCUCGGAGCUUCUUCUUUCCUCCUCUGAUGAUUGAACAAUGGCGUUCUAUCUAUCGAGUUCGUUAACGCCAACCCACUUCUCGAAGCCCUUAAACCCUUCUAAGACCCUCCUCCUCCCCAUUCAAUCUCCGAGCUCUCUGUCUAGCUUCCUCCGCCGGAGAAAACCAACUGAAGCUAAGCUAACUCCCAAAUUCAAUCUCUUUUCUUCACGAAGAAAUGGGUUGAUUACUUGCUGUAAACCAUCGAGCUUUGAGUCUACUGAGUCACAGGAAGAAGAUGCUGAGUCGAAUCGUCUCUUUGAGAGAUUAAGGGAAGCUGAGAGAGAACGAAUCAGCAACAAGGAAGAGCUAGAGAGAAAGGCUAAUUUACAAUUAGAAAGGCAGCUUGUCAUGGCUUCGGAUUGGAGUAGGACAUUGUUAACGAUGCGUGGGAAGUUAAAGGGAACAGAAUGGGAUCCUGAGACCUCUCACCGGAUCAACUUCAGCGACUUCAUGAAGCUCUUAGAUUCCAACAGUGUUCAGUACAUGGAGUAUUCAAAUUACGGACAGGCAAUAUCAGUGAUAUUGCCUUAUUAUAAAGAUGGGAAGCCUCUAGGAGAAGAGGAAGACUCCAAAAAGGAGAUAAUCUUCCGCCGUCACAUUGUGGAUCGAAUGCCAAUUGAUGGUUGGAAUGAUGUUUGGACCAAGCUGCAUCAGCAAAUAGUUAAUGUAGAGGUUUUCAAUGUAGAUGUGGUUCCAGCUGAAGUCUACACUACGGUUGCCACUUUUGUGGUUUGGUCUAUGAGACUUGCUCUGUUUGUUUCGCUUUACGUUUGGAUCGACAGUAUAACGAGGCCAAUCUAUGCCAAGUUGAUCCCUUGUGAUCUCGGAACCCCUACCAAGAAGAUUAGAACACCCCUCAAGCGCCAAGCUCUUGGAUCCCUAGGCAAGAGUCGGGCAAAGUUUAUAUCAGCAGAGGAGAGAACUGGUGUAACGUUUGAUGAUUUUGCUGGUCAGGAGUAUAUAAAGAGGGAGUUACAAGAGAUUGUGAGGAUUCUAAAGAAUGACGAGGAGUUUCAGAACAAAGGCAUUUAUUGUCCAAAAGGUGUUCUUCUUCAUGGACCUCCCGGGACAGGGAAAACUCUGUUGGCUAAAGCUAUUGCUGGGGAAGCUGGUUUACCUUUCUUUGCGGCAAAUGGAACCGACUUUGUUGAAAUGUUUGUAGGAGUGGCUGCAUCUCGUGUAAAAGAUCUUUUUGGUAGCUCUAGAUCCUUUGCACCAUCUAUAAUCUUUAUUGAUGAGAUUGAUGCAAUUGGGAGUAAGCGAGGUGGACCAGAUAUUGGCGGGGGAGGAGCAGAGAGAGAACAAGGUUUGCUUCAGAUAUUAACUGAGAUGGAUGGAUUUAAAGUUUCUACAUCACAAGUAUUAGUCAUAGGUGCAACAAAUAGAUUAGAUAUUCUUGAUCCUGCUCUCUUGAGAAAAGGGCGUUUCGACAAAAUCAUAAGAGUUGGUUUACCUUCAAAAGACGGUAGAUUGGCUAUAUUAAAGGUUCAUGCUAGAAAUAAAUUCUUCCGAUCCGAAGAUGAGAAGGAGUUGCUACUGCAAGAAGUAGCUGAGAACACAGAAGAUUUUACUGGAGCUGAACUGCAAAACGUUUUAAAUGAAGCUGGAAUCUUGACUGCAAGAAAAGACUUAGACUACAUUGGAAGAGAAGAGCUCCUAGAGGCGCUUAAGAGGCAAAAAGGAACAUUUGAGACGGGACAAGAAGACAGCACGGAAGUUCCAGAAGAGUUGAAGUUGAGAUUGGCAUACAGAGAAGCGUCUGUUGCUGUUCUUGCUUGUUAUCUUCCAGAUCAGUACCGUCCAAUCAGUGAGACUGACAUAAACUCGAUCAGAAGCCAACCAAACAUGCGUUACACAGAAACUUCAGGGAGAGUGUUCGCGAGAAAGUCAGAUUAUGUGAACUCAAUAAUCCGUGCAUGUGCUCCCAGAGUAGUUGAAGAAGAGAUGUUUGGAAUAGAAAACUUGUCUUGGAUCUCUGCUAAGUCUACUUUGGAAGCAUCACAGCGAGCGGAGUUUCUGAUUCUUCAGACGGGAAUGACUGCUUUUGGAAAAGCUUAUUACCGAAACCAAAGAGACCUUGUUCCAAAUCUUAUUCCUAAACUUGAAGCAUUACGCGAUGAAUAUAUGCGGUUUGCUGUUGAGAAAUGCUCAUCAAUCUUACAAGAAUAUCAAUCAGCUCUUGAAGAAAUCACAGAUGUGCUGCUUGAGAAUGGAGAAAUCAAAGCCGAUGAAAUUUGGAACAUUUACAACACAGCUCCAAGGAUUCCUCAAAAACCUGUGAGACCUGUGGAUGAAUAUGGAGCUUUGGUCUAUGCGGGAAGAUGGGGAAUUCACGGUGUAUCCCUUCCAGGGAGAGUAACAUUCUCUCCAGGAAACGUUGGUUUUGCAACAUUUGGUGCUCCUCGUCCCAUGGAGACGCAAAUCAUCAGUGAUGACACAUGGAAACUAGUAGAUGAUAUUUGGGAUAAAAAGGUUAAAGAGAUCAAAACAGAAGCUGUCAUUCAAGUUGAAGAAGAAAAGAAGAAACCUCAGAUCUUGAUGGCAACCCAUUUCUUUUAAA
Molecule: messenger RNA, 2679 nt
Organism: Brassica oleracea var. oleracea
Lineage: Eukaryota; Viridiplantae; Streptophyta; Magnoliopsida; Brassicales; Brassicaceae
Product: ATP-dependent zinc metalloprotease FtsH
Exons: 16
Coding region: 117-2678 (853 amino acids)
Biological process (GO): proteolysis
Cellular component (GO): chloroplast thylakoid
Molecular function (GO): metalloendopeptidase activity; ATP binding; ATP-dependent peptidase activity
Source: RefSeq, a predicted model, not a curated record